AACUUGAAAAUACAUGGCAUCAUCAAAGACAACAUUGAUGAUACUUCUCGUCGCACUCCUUCUCUCAUGUGUAUGGAUAUCAAAUGCAAGGGAGAUGAUGAAACAUCCACGAGAUGUGGAGUGUGUUGGAGCAUGUCCACCGACGACGAUGCAUCAAUAUCAAUAUUUUGGAAGUUGCUUUAAAGAUGACGAUUGCCGAAACAGUUGUUUCCAAUCUUGCAAAUUCCUAAAAUGUUCAAAUCAUGAAUGUGACUGCCAACAAUGUUAG
Eutrema salsugineum is the source of this 268-nucleotide messenger RNA. Its product is annotated as defensin-like protein 269. The record is from RefSeq and is a predicted model, not a curated record. NCBI's taxonomy places the organism in Eukaryota, Viridiplantae, Streptophyta, Magnoliopsida, Brassicales, Brassicaceae. The transcript is spliced from 2 exons. The coding region runs from base 14 to 268 and encodes 84 amino acids.